AUGGGGAAUUGCCAGGCGGCGGAGGCGGCGGCGGCGGUGGUCCAGCACCCCGGCGGGCGCGUGGAGCGGCUGUACUGGGCCACCAGCGUGGCGGAGGUGAUGCGGGCCAACCCCGGCCACUACGUCGCGCUCGUCACGCUCCGGGUCGCCGAGGAGCGCCACGAGAACGCCGACGGCACCGGCGCGCGGCGCACCGUGCGCCUCACCCGCGUGAAGCUCCUCAAGCCCAAGGAGACGCUCCUCCUCGGCCACGUCUACCGCCUCAUCACCUCCCACGAGGUGACCAAGGCGGUUCAGGCGAGGAAGGAGGAGAAGAUGACCAAGGCGCGGCAGCAGCUCGAGCAGCUCGAGUCGUCGUUGUCGAGGCAGAGCAAGGCGCGGCCGGCGGCGGACGACGACGUCAACGAGGACGAGGACGACGAGGCGAGCUUGGACGCGAGUCUCGAGCAGUUGGCACGGCAAGACGGAGACGCCCACCGGAGCUCCGGCGCCCGGCACCAGCAGUGGCGGCCCUCGCUGCACAGCAUCGACGAGGCCGCGAGCUGAUGCUUCCGGCCAGCCAUUCACCGGCGGACCUGCAUUUUCAGCGUUCGCCCGGCCAAGGUCGAUUAAUUAGCUCGCAUGGGUUUGCUACGUUCGAGUCUGCUUGACACCCCU
Lolium rigidum is the source of this 657-nucleotide messenger RNA. RefSeq lists its product as uncharacterized. Bases 1 to 546 code for a protein of 181 amino acids. The transcript is spliced from 3 exons. NCBI's taxonomy places the organism in Eukaryota, Viridiplantae, Streptophyta, Magnoliopsida, Poales, Poaceae. The record is from RefSeq and is a predicted model, not a curated record.